UAUAUAGAUAAGCAAGCUUCAGAACAGACUGCUAAGAAAAGAAUCUGCAUUGAGAGCAAUGAAAUCCAAACUGGAUAGUUACAGAGAACGUAAUGCCAGACAAAGUUCUCAGAUCUGGUCUUUGAAAGGACAGGUCAAAGAUUUAGAAGAAAUCAAUGCUUCGGCCAAAAGGAUAAGCACUUUAAAAGACAUCAGCAUUGAGAUGCUAGAAAAAGAAAAGUGGGUCUUAAGGGAAAGAAUUUCAGAACAUGAAAGCCUUCAAAGACCUAAGGAGUGCACUCGAUGUCAGUGUGUCAGUAAAUGGCAUGAUCAACAUGAUUUAUUUCUCAAGGAAAAGGAAGUGUCUACAAGAGAGCAAAUGCCAUUCCUCCUUAACUGGGAAAGUAAAACCACCCAGACCCAAUGCCAGAGCUUUAUCCAUCACCUAGCUAUUCUUCUGAGUAACACCCUCAUCACAGUCCCAGCUACAGAAGAAGCUGUGAGAGAAAGGAUACAGGACAUUAUUGCUGAUGAACAGUCUUGGAUAUCCAAAACCAAUGUCCUGCUGCAAGAGAUCCAGUUGCUAACUCUGCAGGUGGAACAGCUGCACCAACUCUAUCAAGAGGCUGUGUGUGACUCACCCCAAACUGAAGAAAAGAUUCGGGAGCAGAAGUCCCUAAAAUUCUCAGAAGGGAAAUGUGCCACUGAUGAUUUCUUUCAAGGAAGAUGGGAUUUAGAGAAAAAGAAAGGAGAAACUCAACGGGAACAAAACAAAAUGAAGACUUUGCUGACAGAAGAGUUGGACAAGAAAUUCACGCAGCAAGAGAAAGAAAAAAGUCAACAGAUUCUAUUGAGUGCUGAGCAGAGUUUGCAGAACCCUACAACAGUAAGCCUGGAAGAAAAGAUGAAGAAACUUAAGAAAGAACUCAGUGAAAUUAAAUUGUCAAAUGAAACCAUGAAAACUCAGCUGAGGAAAGUCAUCAAACUCAAAGAUAAAAUCAUGAAGAAGAUGCGAGAAUCUUUAAAAAUGGUUGAAGCCUUUAAAGAGAAUACAGCUCAAACAACAGACUGCACUGAGCAAGAAGCCAGAGAGGACAUAGAAUGGCCUAUCCCACACAAAGCACCUGAAGAGCCCAUGGAUUUUAGAGAAACUCUUAAGAAGAUGAUGGGCAUCAACACCGAAAUUCCAGACAGAGAAAUCAUUAAUCAACUCAAGCCCAUCUUACAAGCUUAUGAAAUUUCUUUAAUUACAUCUAACAGCAGAUGAAAGGCUACUUUGAUUGUAAUACUGGUCAAGAGAACGAAUGACACAAAAGACAUUUGGUGCUUUGUUAUUCUUCCCUGUCACCAUCCAGACCUAACUAGUUUUUUUUGUAAUUUUUUGUUAAUUGUUUGUAUAUAAGAUAGGUAGAAAAGAUGAUGGGCAUUAACUUCAAAAUUCCAGAGAAGGAAAUCAUUAACCAACUCAAGCCCAUCGUACCAACUUAUGAAAUUUCUUAAUUACAUCUAAUAGCAGAUCAAAGGCUACUGGUGAUUGUAAUAGUGGCCAAGAGAAUGAAUGGCACAAAAGACAUUUAGUACUUUUUUUUCCUUCACUGUCACCAACCAGACCU
Vombatus ursinus (common wombat) is the source of this 1592-nucleotide messenger RNA. Its product is annotated as coiled-coil domain-containing protein 170-like. The coding region runs from base 59 to 1246 and encodes 395 amino acids. The record is from RefSeq and is a predicted model, not a curated record. The transcript is spliced from 6 exons. NCBI's taxonomy places the organism in Eukaryota, Metazoa, Chordata, Mammalia, Diprotodontia, Vombatidae.